This is a messenger RNA of Owenia fusiformis, 1278 nucleotides long. The record is from the annotation of a GenBank genome assembly. NCBI's taxonomy places the organism in Eukaryota, Metazoa, Annelida, Polychaeta, Sabellida, Oweniidae.
ACUUCUUUAAAAUUGAAAAAAAUAAUUUUGGAUUCAUGAUUUUAUCAAGUGCAACUGUCAGCUAGGCUAUUGAUAACUAUAUCACAAUAAAGAGAUUUCACCGUGGUCAAGUUGACAAUGGUCAAACAGCUCAGUACAUCACUAUCAGAUGGAAUUCUUGCGCUGUCAGCAUUCCACGCAACAUACACUAUAGGACGGGGUAAUCUAGCUGCAUCCUUUGGCUUCGCCCUGAUUGGUUCCGCUGCAACUGCAGGAGUUUUGAAAUUUUCUCAGGAAUCACCGACUGAUAAUUUGAUUUAUAUUCACACGACUUUAGCCUGGCUGUCUUCUCUCAUUGGGGUCCCUGCAUUAGGGGCAGCCUAUUGCCAACAUGUGGAGCUGAACAGUCUGGCCAAUGUACAUUAUGCCCUUGGAAUUGCAGCUAUAAUAUCAUGGAAUGUUUUGAAUUACAAACUUCAGAAUUUGGCAAGUACUGCUGUAGGAGGUGUAGCAUUGUUAUCAAUUGCAGUCAUAUGUUGUUUGAAAUUCAAUCCAACUGGAAUAAUUGGUGCUGUGUUAUAUGUGGUAGCAGGACUUGUUAUUGGAAUUGAGGGGACAUUGUUUGGAGUGUUACGUGUAGACUGGUUUCAUUAUGCCCUUGCUGUGGCUAAUAUUGCCCUUAUGCUUGGGCUAUCACAGAAGGAGAAACUAGUGUUUUAUAAGGCCAAAUGAGAUACUGUGUACUGUAGGUGAUAAACAAGCCAUGGUUGUUAUGCUCAUUUUAUAUGGAAUAAACAUUUAGGAUUGUGUUUUCUAGAUGACAUGGUAAUGUAAAACAUGGUCUUGCAUCCUUACAGUAUUUUGCCACAACACUAAAGAGGAUUAGUAUUGGUUUGAUUAGACUACUGAGAUUUAAUCAUAUUUUUUAUGUGGAUGACUAAAGAUGAUACAUUAUGUCCACAUCUACUUAAGACAAUAGUUUUGAGGAUUGUGUUUCUCGGAUGACAUUAUCCAGCUCUGUCAGAUAGGGGGAUGCAUUAGAUAAAUAAAAUAAAUAAAUCCUGGAAUCCUGAAUUCAGUGUAUCUCUGAUGUCAUACAGCUACUUCCAGUAAAAAUUGUGAAACUGCAACCUUGUUUUGGAAAGGUAUCUGACAGGCCUGCAUUCAGUAUGUUGUUGAAAGUGGUUCAGAAAGUGGCAGCAAAGGAUACACAGUCCUGUAUAUUGUGCAAAAUGUUGAAAACAAUCCUUUCAGUUAACAUGUCAGUCUGCCCUGGGGCACAGUGCUAAGCUUUGGGUA